AUGUCUAAUUUCCGGCCGAUUAGCUUCUGCAAUGUGUGCUAUAAGAUUAUAUCUAAAAUUCUAUGCCAGAGGCUACGAAGAUAUCUGCCGAGCAUUAUCUCUGAAACUCAAUCUGCCUUUGUGGCAAGACGUACCAUCACAGAUAACAUCCUUCUAGCCCAAGAAGCCUUUCACGCUCUGAGAACUAAUAAUAAAUGUAAGAAUGAGUUCAUGGCCAUUAAAACAGACAUGAGCAAAGCUUACGAUAGAGUGGAAUGGAAUUUUUUAGAAGCUAUGAUGAGGAAAAUGGGAUUCAGAGAGAAAUGGAUCCAUUGGAUAAUGAGAUGUGUCGGAUCAGUCUCCUAUAGUGUACUGAUAAAUGGAAAUCCCACAGGCCAAAUAACUCCCUCUAGAGGAUUACGGCAGGAAGAUCCACUCUCACCAUACCUUUUCAUUCUCUGCAUAGAAGUUCUGAUAGCAAAUAUAAGAACAGCUGAAAAUUUAGGACAGAUCACGGGACUCAUAGUGGCCCAAGCAAGUCCUCCGAUAUCUCAUCUCCUCUUUGCAGAUGACAGCCUCUUCUUCUGUAAAGCAGUCCCAGAACAAUGCAACAGCCUCCUCAACGCGCUAAACACGUAUGGAAGUGGUUCUGGACAAAGAAUUAAUUUUGAGAAAUCAGCUAUCACUUUCGGUAAAAAAGUGCCUCACGAAAAUAUGGAAAACCUGCAGAAUAUCUUAGGCAUUACAACUGAAAGCGGCAAUGGAAAAUAUUUAGGCAUCCCGGAGCUACUCCAAGGCUCUAAGACCCAAGCCUUUGCCUAUGUCCAAAACAAUCUACACAAGAAAGUUAAUGGAUGGACGGCAAAAUACCUUUCCAGAGCCGGCAAAGAAGUUAUGAUCAAAUCUGUAGCAGCAGCCAUUCCGACAUUCCCAAUGUCGUGCUAUCUCCUCCCUAAAGGACUAUGUAAAAAGAUAUCUAGUACGACAUCUAAUUUUUGGUGGGGCUCUGGCCCUAACUCAAAAGGUAUGCAUUGGAUAUCAUGGGACAAACUCUGUCUCUCCAAAAAAGAAGGAGGAAUUGGGUUCCGAUCGCUCGAAGAAUUUAAUAUAGCUUUAUUAGCUAAACAACUUUGGCGAUUGGAACACAACCCAAAUUCUUUACUUACAAGAGUCCUUAAAGGGAGGUAUUUUAGAAAUUCACAUCCUUUCAAAACACCAAAAGCUUCAAGACCAUCCUAUGGCUGGAGAAGCAUGAUGGCUGCAAAAGAUCUUGUCACUAAAGGUCUUAGACGAACAAUAGGAACAGGGGAAGAUACACUGGUUUGGCAAGACCUGUGGUUACCGGAUGAAACCGCCAGGCCUCCUACGAUAACACAUGAUUAUGAUCCGAACCUGAGAGUGUCUGACCUAAUCGAUCCUGUGGAAAAAGAAUGGGACAAUUCUAAACUCAGGAGUUUGCUCCACCCCAACGACAUACCGUUGGUUCGAAGCUUAAAUCUCAAGAGAAAUCCCGGUCGGGAUGGAUAUUGCUGGAACCUAACCACUUCUGGGAAAUACUCGGUCAAGUCAGGCUAUAUGCUUGCAAGAUCAAAACCAGACGAGGAUACUGAAGUUAGGAACCAGCUACCUUCCCUCAACCCGCUCAAGGAAAAAAUUUGGAAAGUCAAAACCGGGAAAAAAAUCUGCUAUCUUAUGUGGCAGAUUUUAUCGGGGGCAAUUUCAGUCAAUGAAAGACUUUUCAAAAGACACAUUGGGAACGAUCCUAGCUGCCCAAGAUGUGGCUGUGCUGAGGAAACGAUUAACCAUACGAUUUUUACAUACCCUCCCGCUAUGCAAUGCUGGGCCCUUUCAACGAUUCCUUCGGUUCUGGGAGUCUUCCCAUCAGAAAAUCUCUAUACCAACAUGGAUUACCUCCUCUCAAGAUCCAAUACAGGUGGAACUAUGGAGGAAUUAACUAGAGUCUUUCCUUGGAUUAUUUGGUAUAUAUGGAAAGCCCGGAAUGAAAAACUGUUUAAUGGACGUGAAUUCUCACCUAUGGACACAAUUGAUCUGGCGAUACGUGAAUGUAAUGCAUGGUUUUUGGCCAAUGAAGUGAUCGAUCCAGGUGAAAGCACCAUGGAACCAAGAACCCCCAUUGAGGUACCUACAUUCAUAUGUAGGGUGGACGGAUCAUGGAAAAAUGAUGAAACCACUAGUGGAGUAGGAUGGAUCCUACAGCUACAAGACGGUUCAAUAGAUAUCUUGGGGCUCCAAGGAUGCCAUAGACAAAUCUCACCGCUUCAUACUGAACUAAAAAGUUUGAUAUGGGCUCUGAAAUGUUUACUUCGCUUUCAGCGUUACUGCAAUUAUUUUGUUACUGACUCUCAAGAGCUAGUCAAAAUGAUCGCUACACCUGAAGACUGGCCGGCCUUUGCAACUGAACUUGACGAGUUUAAAACUGUAUGGGCGUCCUACCAAGAUGGAUAA
Molecule: messenger RNA, 2445 nt
Organism: Brassica napus (rape)
Lineage: Eukaryota; Viridiplantae; Streptophyta; Magnoliopsida; Brassicales; Brassicaceae
Exons: 1
Coding region: 1-2445 (814 amino acids)
Molecular function (GO): RNA-DNA hybrid ribonuclease activity; nucleic acid binding
Source: RefSeq, a predicted model, not a curated record